AUGCAACACUCACCACUUUUUCCUAUCAAUUCCAAAUGUCCUCAGAUCCCCAGAACAUCACGACUCCUGGUGCAGCACACCUCUGAUUGGCCAUCCCCAGCAGAGGUCAGAGGAGCCACGGGGAGCCGCACCACUGUCACCGAGUUUGUCCUGCUGGGGCUCUCAGAUGCCUGUGAGCUGCAGAUGCUCAUCUUCCUGGGGCUCCUCCUGACCUGCCUCCUCACUCUACUGGGGAACCUCUUCGUGGUCCUCACCCUCAUGGACAGGCACCUCCACACCCCCAUGUACUACUUCCUCCGCAACUUUGCCAUCCUGGAGAUCUGGUUCACCCUGGUCAUCUUCCCCAAAAUGCUGUCCAACAUCCUGACAAGAUACAGGACCAUCUUCCUGGCAGGUUGCUUUCUUCAGUUUUUCCUCUAUUUCUUCCUGGGAACCACAGAAUUCUACCAACUGGCAGUGAUGUCCUUUGACAGGUAUGUGGCCAUAUGUAAACCCUUGCGUUAUGUCACCAUCAUGAGCAAAAGGGUCUGUGUCCAGCUAGUUCUUUGUUCAUGGAUGACAGGAUUCCUUAUCAUCAUCGUUCCAAGUUUCAUCAUAUUUCAGCAGCCAUUCUGUGGCCCCAAUAUCAUUAAUCAUUUCUUCUGUGACAACUUUCCACUCCUGGAACUCAUAUGUGCGGACACAAGUCUGAUUGAGCUUUUGGGUUUUAUUUUGGCCAACUUCAGCUUACUGGGCACUCUGUCCGUGAAGGCCACCUGCUAUGGCCACAUCCUUCACACCAUCCUGCAAAACCCCUCAGCCAAGGAGAGGCAGAAAGCCUUCUCAACCUGCUUCUCCCACAUCACUGUUGUCUCUCCCUUCUAUGGCAGUUGCAUCUUCAUGUAUGUCCAGUCAGGCAAGGGUGGCCAGGGCAAGGACAGGAACAAUGUGGUGGCCUUGCUCAAUACCAUGGUGACCCCGAUGUUCAACCCCUUCAUCUACAUCCUGAGGAACAAACAGGUGAAGCAGGUGUUUAGGGAGCAGAUGAACAAGCUCUUCUUACAAAGAUGUACCGGACCUGAGAGGAGGGGAGGAAGUUACCUCCUUGCCUGAACCUCUGCAAAUGCAGCUUCUAUCCUGAUCUCCAUGAACUAUCCCCUCCUAGAUAGUUUUCAGCAUGUCCUCUAAUCUACAGUGGUUUCUCACAUGCAUCAUUAUUGGCUCACACAGUCUUCUCAGAGUACAGAAAGCUCAGCGUACCACAGCUAUGUCUGGUAUGUCUUAAUGUUUCUGACCCUAGCCUAUACCUGAGUUUCUUAAUCUUGCCUCAUUUUUAAGUUAUAAUUAUAAACUUAACAUACCUUCUUCACUAGAACAUUUCAAAAUUGAUU
Molecule: messenger RNA, 1370 nt
Organism: Orcinus orca (killer whale)
Lineage: Eukaryota; Metazoa; Chordata; Mammalia; Artiodactyla; Delphinidae
Product: olfactory receptor 49
Biological process (GO): G protein-coupled receptor signaling pathway
Cellular component (GO): membrane
Molecular function (GO): G protein-coupled receptor activity; olfactory receptor activity
Source: RefSeq, a predicted model, not a curated record